AUGCAUUGGGCCAAGCACACCUGCGCCCUGAUACCAGCAUUCAUGGUCCUCUUCUGGAUCUUCAUGUUUGCCUUCUCCAGGGCCUUCAUGCUCUACUCGGAGUACCAGGCAGAGAUCGCCAGGCUCAACGACGACGCAUGGCUCCGGGUCAAGUGCAAGGACCCGGAGUUCUUCCACAACAUCAAGCAGCACACCGACCUCUGCCUCAAGGUAGAGCAGAACGCCAGGAAGUCCUGCCUCCUCGUCGCCCUCAACACCGUCGCCUCCACCACCUACCUCUGCGGCUACAGGAGCUGCGCCGACUACCUCACCGACGCCGUCCUCUGGGUGAUGGGCUUCGGCCUCCCCGCCGUACUCCUCAUCUCCGUAUGCCUACUCCUCUUCCCCACGGUGCUCUACCCCGUCUACUCCUCGUACCUCAACCGUAUGGCCGACCGCAGAGUCAUGGCCCUCUACAACGCACCCUACGGGAUGGAGCACUACUCCGCCUCCCACCCCAGGCUCGUCUACCCCGUCAUACAGGACAUGGAGGAUGCGAAGAAGUUGGAGCUACGCCGACUGAUGAUUCACACUGAUGUGAUUCACACUGGGUUUCUUCAGCUCCCUGGAACAGAUAUCCGAGAGCUUGACCUCCAUGAUGUUGCGGAGGUUCUUCCUGAUAUCCUCCUUGAGGUUCACCUGCGCAUCGAGAAGAGAGAGGAUCUGCAGGCACUCUUUCACCUCAGAGAGGCACGACUCCUGAGGUUCGUCUACGCUUCCCGAGGCUGA
Guillardia theta CCMP2712 is the source of this 768-nucleotide messenger RNA. RefSeq lists its product as hypothetical. Bases 1 to 768 code for a protein of 255 amino acids. The record is from RefSeq and is a predicted model, not a curated record. The transcript is spliced from 3 exons. NCBI's taxonomy places the organism in Eukaryota, Cryptophyceae, Pyrenomonadales, Geminigeraceae.